GGGUGAGAAGUGGGAAACCCUGGUUAACGCCGAAGCCAUUUUUCUGCAACAAUCAAACAAACAAACACCUUCCACAAAUCGUUACCUUGCUCGUGCAAUUUCCACUCUUCCAAAAGCAAUAACAGAGAAUCAAAAUUGAAUUCAACAACAACAAAAUGGCGUUAGAAAGCUACGUAGUGGUACACAACAUAGCAAAGAGACACAAUGUCGGAACACUAGCCCGAAGCGCAACAGCAUUCGGCGUAUCCGAACUAAUCCUCGUCGGUCGUAGAGAUUUCAACAGUUUCGGCAACCACGGUUCCUCAAACCAUCUCCGAUUUCGCCAUUUUCACUCGCUUCAAGAAGCUCGACAGUUUCUCAAGGACAAAGACUGUGAUAUCUGCGGCGUUGAGAUCACGCACGAUGCUCUACCGGUUAAUCAGCAUCCGUUCAAGAGAAGUACUGCUUUUUUGCUUGGGAACGAGGGUAGUGGUCUUUCUAGUAAGGAGUGUGAGAUUUGUGAUUUUUUUGUUUAUAUUCCGCAGUAUGGGUGUGGUACUGCGUCGUUGAAUGUUACUGUUGCUGCUUCGAUUGUACUGCAUCAAUUUGGAGUCUGGGCAGGUUUUGCUGAGAGAUCUCGUGAUGGAAAUAAAUUUGUUGUGGCAGAAAAACCAGCGAAACAGGGUCGACGAAAUUACUGCACGGAAACAGACGAUUCUAUCAUCGAAGAGCGUAAAGCCAAAAGAGAAAAUGCCGCCAAUGGUUUCUUUGAGGAGACCGAGAGUAGCUAUUCAUCUUCAAACCUCCUUGAUGCAUUGUUUGUUGAUGGUUGAUAGAAAAUGUGCGAUUUCUUGAUGAUCAAUUGACCAUUGAGAUUGUAGGUUGAGGACCUAAUUGCUUCACUUGUGGUAGAAGAGAUUCGAGAUCUUUGGUAUCUAAGCGUGGUUUUGAGAAAUCUGACUAUUAAAUGAUUUAUACCGUUUAUUUAGAAAGAGGCAUUAGCUAGAUGAAGGUUUCACUGUCAUUAGGCAUGUGUAUGUUGUUUUACAGUGUGAUUAGCUAAAACUGUCACCAAUGACAGGAAAUAAUUACAAGUUUGUAAAAAACAGUUUUGCUUGGAUUGAUUAACUUGUUACAUUGCAAUUUGCUCUAGUGAUGGACGAUGGUUUUGUAUGCAGUAUUAAAUAACAAACCUGUCUUCCUUCGUUAUA
Vicia villosa (hairy vetch) is the source of this 1190-nucleotide messenger RNA. RefSeq lists its product as uncharacterized. Lineage: Eukaryota; Viridiplantae; Streptophyta; Magnoliopsida; Fabales; Fabaceae. Gene Ontology annotation, molecular function: RNA binding; RNA methyltransferase activity. The transcript has 2 exons. Gene Ontology annotation, biological process: RNA processing. The coding region runs from base 156 to 812 and encodes 218 amino acids. The record is from RefSeq and is a predicted model, not a curated record.